Cutaneotrichosporon oleaginosum is the source of this 1168-nucleotide messenger RNA. RefSeq lists its product as uncharacterized. Lineage: Eukaryota; Fungi; Basidiomycota; Tremellomycetes; Trichosporonales; Trichosporonaceae. The record is from RefSeq and is a predicted model, not a curated record.
CGAUGCCCGGCGGAGAAGGUAAGCGCGCCGCGCCGAUUUCGGCGUCGGCCUUCUCCUUCUCCCUUGCCAAGAAGCCGCGCGCCGCUGCGCCCGCUGCACCUGAGCCUGCGCCCGCACUAGCGCCUGCACCUCCGCCGCCACCCAAGCCGAAAGUCAAGCCGGAACCUCCACCCCCACCACCUUCCGGAACCACAGCCCGCAGCCCAGUACCGACCGCCCGCCCCAUCUCGUCGCACCUCGUAACCCCGACGCGCCCGAAAGCCGCGGCGCUCGGCCUCCCCUCGCCGCCCGCCCUCUCGCCGAAGCCAUCGCGCCGCCAGAUCCCCCUCUCGGCACUUGACGCGUCGCCGUACCGUCCCGAAGCUCUGCCGCGGCGGGAGAGCGACGUCGGCGUCUCGCCGCGCAAACACAAGCCGUUGAAAGGCCAAGCCGCGUCCACGCGCCUCGCGCACCUCGUGGCGGGGACACACACCUCCCUCGUCCUCUUCUACACGUCGUUGCAGCAGCAGCAAUGUGUGCCGGGGCUGCGGGUGCGUGUGGUGCGUGUGCUCCAUGGGCCGGGGGGUAUGGCGCUGUGCACCGCCGGAGGCGGGGGCGGCGCAGGCGAGAGCAUGCUCCUCGUCCUCCGGGCAUUGCCGCCAGAUUGUCCCCGCAUCGGGCUAGAUGCGCGGGCAUUGAGCGAGGGGCACGAGGUCGGCGUCCUCGCCCCAUGGAGCGAGAGCGUGAUGCCCGAUCCGGAGGGGGAGGGGGACGUGAGGGUGGUUUUCGCAUCAAGGUAUAUUGUGUCUGUGGAGAGCUGAGUGUGUACAGUAGUCAUGGGUUGUGAUGGUAAGCGGUGUGAGUAAUGGCAUGCCCCGACGAGUGAGCUUAGUUUGCGCCAUGUCGAAAGAGAGAGGCAUAUUGAUACCAAGUGAGCCAUGUCGAGUUCUGCCCCAGGUGUUUAGCUACUCUGCAGACCAUGUCGUACUGUAUAUUACUUAUCCAAGGGUGAGCUUCGCGCCUGCAUACUGAAGUCCUAAGAAACAGCGGUGCCUCAACAUGACGGGGUUACGUGAAAGACGUCUCGAAGCUCAAGCGAAGGCUGGUCUGUUCUGGCGCCUCCAGACAACGAACAACCUUGUGGUGUAAAGGUACUGCAACGUUGUCUGAUCUGAGCGGCGCGACAUGC